AUGCUCGGAAACUCAUCCACGUCAUGGCGAUACAUGUGGAUCUUCCCGCUUGGUCUACAACUUACAGCGAACGCAAUAAUUGCCGCCAUCAUCAAGAACACGUCAGGUUUCUACGCCGACUUUGCAGUGUGGGAGCUUGUACUCUUCUUCGCCGCUCGACCUCGGCUCUCCUGGAUUGUGCUCGGUGCAUUUUCCGUCAUAUCCAGCGGAUCUUCUUCGCGUACCAAUGGAAGAUUUUUUCCCUGGUGGUCCUCCUUCAUGUCCCAUCUCAUCGCGGAAUUCAUUCUACAGCUUAUCGCGCUAUAUAUUAUGGGUCGCACAGCACAUUUUGCCGCGGGUCGUGGCUAUUAUCUCGUCCAUACCGACUUACAUCGCUCACUGCCUCCAGGCGCACAUAUGAUGUAUUCGGGCGCACUAUACUACCUCAUCGUCGGCUCGUUUUCGUGGCUCUUAGCUAUCGGUUUGAUCAUUGUCGCCGCCGGCCGAUUCGACAUCGGAAAACCCAAAGUGGGAACGGCAUAUGUGAUGUUGGCUAUAACAAUUUGUCUUACCUCAGUAUGGUUAGCCAGCUGGAUAUUUUGGCUGUCCAAGGAGGAGGAGGGAGAGACUGGACCCGAUACAGAGGUGACCAAGGAGGAUCAAGACAAAAUCAACUCUUUCAGUCGACUACAUAAUCGGGAACGGGUCGUCGAGGAGGAACUGCAGGGCAAACAGAAAGACAAAGAAGAUCUGGAAGAGGUUUCAACGGAGCUCGAACUGGCGGAUGAGGAUGAGCUUGUCCGCUACAAGGUCGGUGAUUCGUUCAUGUCGGUCCCUUUGUCCGAAGCUCAGGAAAUGCUCUCACUCGCCACCAAGCAGUUUGAUGAUGAGGUGUCACGGUUAGAGGAGAGUCUGCACGAGCUGAGAGAUGAGAUGAAGGGGCUGAAGGCUCAGCUUUACGCAAGGUUCGGCAAGUCUAUUAACCUAGACUGA
Molecule: messenger RNA, 972 nt
Organism: Endocarpon pusillum Z07020
Lineage: Eukaryota; Fungi; Ascomycota; Eurotiomycetes; Verrucariales; Verrucariaceae
Exons: 4
Coding region: 1-972 (323 amino acids)
Biological process (GO): protein folding
Cellular component (GO): cytoplasm; prefoldin complex
Source: RefSeq, a predicted model, not a curated record